AUGAAGUUGUCUCCGUCGAACAGAUCGAGAGGUCAGGCCCUUCUGUCUUCCAUUCUCCGAAUUUCCCAGCCGCUAUGCGCAAACCGCGCCCGUUCCCCAAAUCGAAAUCAUGGCGCUUCGCCACCGCCAUCCCACCGAUCUUUCUCAAUCCUCAACCGCCCUCCGCCCAAUUACCCAGGUCAUGUUCCGCUCACUAGAGUCGAGCGUGUGGGUUUAGCUGUCGGCAGCGCGAUCACGUCGCUAAUCAAUCCAUAUCGGCAUGACAUGGUCGCUGCAUUGGGAGAGGCGACGGCGCAGCCGUUCUUCAUUUCCUGGCUGCGAAAUCGAAUGAUUUCAGACCCCACCGGUAGACGAAUACUGCGGGAUCGACCUAGGAUCACCUCGCAGACGAUGCCACUAGAGAAAUUACGACAGCUACCGGAGAAUAGCGUGGGAAGAACAUAUGCGGCAUGGCUAGAUCGAGAAGGUGUCACACCAGACACGAGAGAUGCAGUACGGUAUAUUGAUGAUGAAGAGGAGGCAUAUGUGAUGCAAAGAUAUCGGGAAUGUCAUGAUUUCUAUCAUGCCGUCACCGGACUGCCGAUCUGGGUGGAGGGAGAAAUCGGACUAAAAGCCUUUGAAUUUGCCAACACGGGAUUGCCAAUGACUGGCCUUAGUCUGGCUGCCAUUGUCAGACUGAAGCCUUUAGAACGGCAAAGGAUGUUCGAAAUCUUUUUGCCCUGGGCGUUCUCGAACGGUUGGCGGUGCAAAGACUUGAUCAACGUGUACUGGGAAGAAGACCUCGAGACAGAUGUUGCAGAACUGCAAAGCCGACUGGGCAUUGAGCAACCCCCAGAUCUGCGGGCCAUCAGACGGAAAUUGAGGGACGAGCGUAGGGCAGCGAAAGCUGCCAAAGAGACGGCCGUGAUGAAUAAUGCCUCCGCUCCUCGGCCCAAGGUAUAA
This is a messenger RNA of Rhinocladiella mackenziei CBS 650.93, 942 nucleotides long. Its product is annotated as ubiquinone biosynthesis protein coq4, mitochondrial. Bases 1 to 942 code for a protein of 313 amino acids. The record is from RefSeq and is a predicted model, not a curated record. Lineage: Eukaryota; Fungi; Ascomycota; Eurotiomycetes; Chaetothyriales; Herpotrichiellaceae. The transcript has a single exon. Gene Ontology annotation, cellular component: mitochondrial inner membrane; mitochondrion. Gene Ontology annotation, biological process: ubiquinone biosynthetic process.